AUGUGGAGGCGAAGAACAUAUCUGCUGCUCCUGCUGGUGCGCGUCUACUUUGCUCUCUCUCCAAGCUAUAUUCACCCAGAUGAGAACUUCCAGGGCCCGGAGCUGUUUGCUGGCCGUCUGUUCUCCUAUCCGUCGCUGUUGACAUGGGAAUUCACCUCCGAAAAUCCGAUACGCAGCAUCUUCCCGCUAUGGCUCGUCUACGGCCUUCCGAUGACGCUGCUCAAGUGGCUGUGGGCAGAGAACGGGAAUGGCAACCCGCCGCCGCAACUGAUAUACUAUGUCCUGCGCUUUACCAUGUUCCUGCUCAGUCUCAUACUGGAGGACUGGGCGAUACAUGAGCUGGUCCCGAAUCCGCGACGGAGGCGACAGGCCGUGGUUCUGGUUGCAUCGUCCUAUGUCACUUGGACGUACCAGACGCAUACGUUCUCCAACUCCCUCGAGACGCUGCUAGUUCUAUGGAGUUUGGUCUUGAUCCAGCGCAUCGUGGAGAAUAAGCAUCGGUCAUCCGUCUUUACAUGCGCAUUCCUCUCUCUUGUCGCUGUCAUUGGGGUUUUUAACAGGAUUACUUUUCCAGCUUUCAUCAUGAUACCCGCACUUCAAUUAGUGCCCCAUUUUAUUAACAAGCCUUUUUCAUUCAUUUCUCUUGCAUUCUUUGGGCUUUUAUUUUCCUUCUUCGCCGUUGCAAUUGAUACCACCUUCUAUACCUCCCCCGAGACCUUUUCCGGCUUCAUCAGCCACCCAAUAAUCACUCCUCUCAACAACCUGCUCUACAACUCUGACACAUCCAAUCUGGCCAGCCAUGGCCUACACGCCCGAUAUCAGCAUUUCCUAGUCAACCUCCCACUACUCCUCGGGCCAGCGUACGUCGUAUCCAUCUGGUCCGUCCUCACCAAGGGAGCGACGUCGCCUACUUUCAACCUGCGAAAUAUACGUGCAUACUCCGCCAUAUGCGGAGCAGCCGUGAUCUCUAUAUUCCCUCACCAGGAAGCUCGAUUCCUGAUGCCUUGCGUUCCUCUGCUGCUCACCUGCUUCAGGCCUCCAAGAUCACGCACGUUCCUAGCUGCGUGGAUACUAUUUAACUGUACCCUUGGCGCUCUGAUGGGUAUAUACCAUCAAGGUGGCGUGGUUCCAGCACAGGUACACAUCCCAGCUCUGCUCGCGGAGUCAGUACCUCCACUAGAAACUCCCGGAGCCAACCGAACAGUGACGGUGUUAUGGUGGAAGUCAUAUUCGCCGCCUCUCUGGCUACUAGGGGAUGACGGGAGUGAGUUCUCGAUCGUAACGCGAGAUCUAAAAGGCAUACCGAGGCCAGAAUUCCAUCAAGAGGCUAUAAGGGCAGUACCCAAGUGUGUGGCGGACACGAACCCAUUUGAAUUCUCGCAUGGUGUCCCGAAGAUAAAGAUAGAUGGCGACCUUACGCUCCUCGUUGCGCCUAGGUCGAAUCCCUAUCUUGAUCAAUUCAUCGUCCCUGACGGCGGCGUCGAUGAAGCAGCCGAUACCAAACGCGAUCUCAGACUACAUAAACUGUGGCAGUAUGAUCGACACAUUAACAUGGACGAUUUUGACCCUGGUGAUGAUGGGUUAAUCGGCGCUUUGACGCAGGUAUUUGGCAGAUAUGGUUUAGCUGUUUGGCUUGUUACUCGACCAUGCUAA
Arthroderma uncinatum is the source of this 1653-nucleotide messenger RNA. Its product is annotated as GPI mannosyltransferase 4. Lineage: Eukaryota; Fungi; Ascomycota; Eurotiomycetes; Onygenales; Arthrodermataceae. Gene Ontology annotation, molecular function: alpha-1,2-mannosyltransferase activity. The transcript has 4 exons. The record is from RefSeq and is a predicted model, not a curated record. Bases 1 to 1653 code for a protein of 550 amino acids. Gene Ontology annotation, cellular component: endoplasmic reticulum membrane. Gene Ontology annotation, biological process: GPI anchor biosynthetic process.